Messenger RNA from Hordeum vulgare subsp. vulgare (domesticated barley), 1219 nucleotides. RefSeq lists its product as uncharacterized. NCBI's taxonomy places the organism in Eukaryota, Viridiplantae, Streptophyta, Magnoliopsida, Poales, Poaceae. The coding region runs from base 264 to 1028 and encodes 254 amino acids. The transcript has 3 exons. The record is from RefSeq and is a predicted model, not a curated record.
UUCUAUAUCAUUUUAUUGCACCUAAGACCAAAGGGCCCUUGAAGCUAUCUAACCUUAUCUGAUGUGUGUGAACUGGUUGGAUAGGAUUGCUCACGCUAGCUCGUUCUUGUCGUUACCGCUGGCUCGUCGCCGUACCUCACCGCUGCCUGCGCAAGCCACCGCAGCACUCCACCCUAGCUUGCCCACGCCUGUGCCAGCAACCGUAGCUCUCCGCCGGUGCGCACACACUCCUGCUGAUACCCACCGCGGCUCGUUGCCGGUGCAUGUGCACGUCUGCACGCAUUGGCGCAGUUCAUCCUUGCUUCACGGAUGCAUGUGUGAGCCACCGCAACUCGUCGCGGGUUCUCCCCCACGCCUGCGCGCGACAGCGCAGCUCUCCGCGGGUGCUUGCUCUCCCCUGCGCGCAUUGGCGCAACUCGCCCUCCCCUGCUGGAGAAGUGUUCUGGAACAUUUCUCUCUUCAGAAAAGAAAUUCCCCACUCCACAAACAGUUGUUGUUCUUCCAGGUCGCUGCAAUGGCGGAGUCAAUUCACUGCACUACUAUCUUUUCCAUCAGGAAGCACUUGGCAGACCUGUAUGCCUCGCUUCUAUCUCCGACCUGGUAUGGCGACGUCUCAACCCAACAAGGCAACAAUGGAGUGGGGGGAGGACAAGGAUGCAGUCGGUGAGGACCAGGGGUUGUGGGAGAGGGUUGCAAAGAAGUUGAGAGAGGAGGACGCAACCAAAGCGGAGAGGAAGAAGGAAGAGGAUAGGGAAGCAAAGAUGAAGGAGCUGAAAACAACGCUUGACCACUACUACUAUGAGAAGCGGAUUAAGGAGGAGCACAAGAAGUUGACGGAGAAACAUCAAAGGGAUUUUGUAGCAAGCUAUAAGAAGGCAACCACAGAGAGUGCAUCAAAGAGAGAGCGGGAGCAUCAACACUUCACGGAGAGGGUGAUGAAAGAGGCUUCAAAAAUGCGCAAAAGAGAAGAUGAAGAGGAAGAAGAGAGGAAGAAUAAGAAGGGAAAGGGGACUUGCUCGACAAAAUAGAGCGUGCUUCUUCUAUUCAUCAUGCGCGCUUUCAUCUUUGAACCUAUUGUGUUGUUGAACCUUGUCCACUUGCGCGCUUUGUUACUAUGAAACUCCAUUAUUAUGAAACUCUUUUAUUAUGGAUCUCAUGUAUUUGGAACUUGUCUACUAUGAAACUCUUCUAUUAUGAAGCUCUUUUAUUAUGGAACUCA